Molecule: messenger RNA, 801 nt
Organism: Solea solea (common sole)
Lineage: Eukaryota; Metazoa; Chordata; Actinopteri; Pleuronectiformes; Soleidae
Product: vomeronasal type-2 receptor 26-like
Exons: 1
Biological process (GO): G protein-coupled receptor signaling pathway
Cellular component (GO): membrane
Molecular function (GO): G protein-coupled receptor activity
Source: RefSeq, a predicted model, not a curated record
UGCUUAACAACCACCUCACUGUUGGGCACAUUUAUCUGUGUUGUUGUUCUGGGCAUCUUCAUCCAUCAUCACAGCACACCUAUAGUUCGUGCCAACAAUUCAGAACUCAGUUUUCUUCUCUUGGUGUCACUCAAACUGUGUUUCUUGUGUUCAUUGCUCUUCAUUGGACGACCCAGAUUAUGGACUUGCCAACUAAGACAUGCAGCAUUUGGCAUCAGCUUUGUGCUUUGUGUCUCAUGUAUCCUGGUGAAAACCAUGGUGGUUCUGGCUGUGUUCAGGGCCUCCAAACCAGGAGGUGAGUCCAGUCUGAAGUGGUUUGGUGCUAUGCAGCAGAGAGGGACAGUUCUGGUUCUGACUUCUGUUCAAGCAGCAAUCUGCACUGUCUGGCUUGUCUCUGCUUCACCAGUGCCUCAUAAAAACACCCAGUAUCACAGUGACAAGAUAGUUUAUGAGUGUGUAGUUGGGUCCACAGUUGGUUUUGCAGUUUUACUUGGUUAUAUUGGUUUACUGGCUGUCCUCAGUUGUUUGUUAGCUUUCCUAGCAAGGAAUCUUCCAGACAGUUUCAAUGAGGCCAAACUCAUCACUUUCAGCAUGUUGAUCUUCUGUGCAGUGUGGGUGGCCUUUGUCCCUGCUUACAUUAACUCACCAGGCAAAUAUGCAGAUGCAGUAGAGGUAUUUGCCAUCCUGGCCUCCAGUUUUGGCCUCUUGGUGGCGCUGUUUGGACCCAAAUGUUACAUGAUGCUGUUGAAACCAGAAAGAAACACAAAGAAAGCCAUCAUGGGUCGAAGCAACACAAAGUAA